Prunus armeniaca (apricot) is the source of this 1176-nucleotide messenger RNA. Lineage: Eukaryota; Viridiplantae; Streptophyta; Magnoliopsida; Rosales; Rosaceae. The record is from the annotation of a GenBank genome assembly.
AUGGAUAUCAUCACUAGCAGACUUGAGAGACUUGAGCUUGAGAUUUAUGAGGCAGAAAAGGAAAAGCUUCAAAGGGAGGAAACUCUGGGGGAUUUCUGGGAACACAUGCCUGCUAUUGAUCCAAUUCUCAUACGAGAUCGUAUGCUCUCUCUCCAAAACCAAAUAAGCUCACUCGAAAGCAAGAAGAAGGCCCUGUUCAAAGAACAGCAACAUCUCCUUGUGCAGGCUGUUACUCUUGGCAAAUUCUCUGCGAUGGCAUUUCCUGUAAUUGUCUCAGUUUUCUUGUUCCUUGUAAAAGAAUGCACGAGUAGGGUUGAUGGCGGCACACAGGCGGGAGCUUCCAUGCACAAGUUGUUAGAAAACUCAAGUUCAUUCACUCAAAUCACACGAUGCCGCUCCACCUCAUCUACAUUGUCCUCCUCCCAAAAAGGCCUCUUUAGAUCUAGCUCCAGAAGUUCUUCGAAACUGACUCAUUUCAAUGGUGGUCUUUUUUAUGACAAUGGAGCAAUGGGAUCUAGAUGCCAUUCGUUAACACUAGGAAAGCUAUAUUCUUGGGAGAAAAAACUCUCUGAGGAGGCUGGAGAGGAAACCAUGAGAAUAUAUGAGCGAAAACACUCCCAAUCGAGACAUGGCCUAAAGACCGGGGACAAAAUUGGAGUUGAAGAUGAGGAGUUGCGUUCCAGAAUUUUGAUGUCAUAUAUUGAAGCUCUUCAUGGCUGGCUACACAAGUUUGUUACCCCUGAAACUGAAUCCUACACAGAAGCUUGGCCUUCACUUCGACCGUAUAAAGACGUGACUUGUGCCAUGAAAAGUUUUGGGAAGAAUGUACAAGCCUUAAUGAUCCAACAAGGCAAGGAGCAUCAACAAAAGAGGAAGGUUGAUGGGCUUGCCAGAAAAUAUCCUAGGAGGGUUUUGGCAUUUGAAAUCAUGAAAAGUAUUCUUCAGUUGAAGUUUUUUGAGAAGGAAAUGCAAUUGCAUGCACAAAAAGGCUUGAAAAAGAUGGAGAACGAGUUGCCUGGAGAUGGCGAAACAUCAUACCAGCAUGAAGGACACACAAAAGGGAGUGCUAUGAAAAUGUACGAUGAACUUAUGACAUUUAGUGAGAAUGCAAUGAGGGUAGAUGACACAAGUAGCAAACCACCUGGCAGCAUCCAUGUUGAAGCCGAUGACAGUUGA